Messenger RNA from Funneliformis mosseae, 903 nucleotides. The record is from the annotation of a GenBank genome assembly. Lineage: Eukaryota; Fungi; Glomeromycota; Glomeromycetes; Glomerales; Glomeraceae.
AUGGGAAUUACCUAUUCAGCUAAUGGAAGACGUCUCCCUGCAUUGAAAGGCAGAAAAGGUUCCAAGAAAGAUCAUAACCUUCCUGACGAAUUGGUUUUCGAAGAAGCAAAUUUCGCAUGGCAGCAUGGUCGUCGCGUCUUGGACGAAACAGAUUCCCUCUUUGACCAAGGCAGCGAAGAGACGCAUCAGGUUUUUAAAUAUAUCUUGGGAGGAAACACGAGAACACCUAUAACCCCGGAAAUGCAGGGCUGCUUGCAUCUUGGCACGGGUCAUUUUAUUUGGUUGAUUGAGAUGGCCAACGAACAUCAAGGUGUCCGAUUUGAAGGGUUUGGUAUGAUUAACCCCAGUGACCUGACAGAGCUGCCUCCGAACGUGAAUUUAACUUCCGGAGAUCUCCUCAAGAAACUUCCCUAUCCAAAUGCAAGUUUCGAUUACGUAAACGUCAGAUGCCUUUUAACUUUGUUACCGAGCAAGCAGAUCCCUUUUGCGCUUUCGGAAAUAAUCCGAAUUUGCAAAACGAAUGCACGCAUUGAAUUUUUGGAAGUGGACAUAUUUAUAAAAAAUGCAGGUCCAUAUUAUGAAAAUUGUUUAGGGAAUAUCUGGCGUCAAAUUUGUAAAGAGAAGGAUUACAACCCAAUCAAUUCAGCUCAUCUGACAAAUAUUUUGUUAAAACGAGGGUUGGUUGAAGUAAAUUGUUCAAGAUUAUCCAUACCCCUUGGCGAGUAUGGAGGAAAAGUUGGUGUUAUGAAUGCAAAACAAUUCAUCAAUUCUUCCAAUGCCAUCGCAGCGAAUUUAAAGAUGACUCACGAUGAGAUGCAGGAAUAUCUUCUCGGGUGCGUGGACGAGUUUAAUCGACACCAGUCAUAUCACAAUGCCUUCCUAAUUUGUGCUAGAAAAGGUUAG